Brassica napus (rape) is the source of this 612-nucleotide messenger RNA. RefSeq names its product secreted RxLR effector protein 161-like. The transcript is spliced from 2 exons. Bases 1 to 612 code for a protein of 203 amino acids. NCBI's taxonomy places the organism in Eukaryota, Viridiplantae, Streptophyta, Magnoliopsida, Brassicales, Brassicaceae. The record is from RefSeq and is a predicted model, not a curated record.
AUGGAAGAUAGCAAACCAGUGGUAACACCAGUUGGAUCUCAAUUCAAGCUGAAGAGUUUGACUCUAGAGGAAUGGGAAAGGCAGAAACAUUUGAUGGAUACAACUCCUUAUGCGAGCGCAGUAGGAAGCUUGAUGUAUGCUAUGAUCGUAACUAGACCAGACUUGGGAUUCGCAGUUGGGCUAGUAAGUAGGUUUAUGUCUAAACCAAGCCGAGAGCAUUGGGAAGCUGUUAAAUGGGUUAUGAGGUAUCUUAAAAGAGCUUCAGAAGUUUGUCUAUAUUUUACUAAGAAUGAUCAGUUCCAGGUGGAGGGCUUUUGUGCUUCUGAUUAUUCUACAGAUCGUGAUAAGAGAAGGUCAGUGACGGGUCAUGUGUUUCAAGUUGGUGGGAACACCGUGAGCUGGAGAUUAGCCUUGCAACAUGUUGUAGCUCUCUCUACCACAGAGGCUGAAUACAUGGCGCUCUCAGAAGCUACGAAAGAGGGGUUCUGGGACAUUUUGGAUUUCGGCCUACUCAAGAUUCAUACUACUCUAAAUCCAGCUGAUAUGCCAACUAAAGGAUUGCCUGGAAAUGCGUUAGAGAAGUUCCUCGUAACGCUGGGGGUCACUGCCUGA